Messenger RNA from Oryzias melastigma (Indian medaka), 4821 nucleotides. It is a transcript of the gene gapvd1, whose product is annotated as GTPase activating protein and VPS9 domains 1. Gene Ontology annotation, molecular function: guanyl-nucleotide exchange factor activity; small GTPase binding. The coding region runs from base 189 to 4616 and encodes 1475 amino acids. Gene Ontology annotation, biological process: regulation of GTPase activity; vesicle-mediated transport. The record is from RefSeq and is a predicted model, not a curated record. Gene Ontology annotation, cellular component: endocytic vesicle; cytosol. Lineage: Eukaryota; Metazoa; Chordata; Actinopteri; Beloniformes; Adrianichthyidae. The transcript is spliced from 29 exons.
CUCGUGAUGACAGCAAAUGACAGCACCGUCCGCCCUAGCUGAAUCCAGUUGGAGACUGCUAACCGCCAACAAACAAUUCUUCUAACUCGAGGCAUUUUAUGACCGUCUGUGUUUAGAGGUGUUGUGAACAUUCAGUGCAGGCUAGUUGGACUUGUGUUGCAUCUGUCUGCUUGCGUGAGCCCUUAAAGAUGGUGAAGCCAGACAUUCACACUCUGGCCCACCACCUGAAGCAGGAGCGGCUUUAUGUGACGUCUGAGAAGCAGCUGAUUCAGAGGCUCAACAGUGAUGUCCUGAAGACAGCUGAGAGGCUGUACCGGGCCGCGUGGAUCGCCAAGCAGCAGAGGAUCAACCUCGACCGUCUCAUUCUCACCAGUGCGGAGGCCUCCCCGGCCGAGUGCUGCCAACAUGCCAAAAUGCUGGAAGAUACACAGUUUGUCGACGGCUACAAGACGCUGGGUUUCCAGGAAACGAUCUAUGGGGAGUUCCUGGCCAGGUUGAGGGAGAAUCCCAGACUGGUUGCUUCCUGUCUGGUGGCAGGAGAGAGGCUGAACCAGGAGCCCACCCAGGGAGUCAUUCACACAGUCUUUACCUCUCUUUAUGGCAACUGUAUUAUGCAGGAGGAUGAGAGCUACUUACUGCAGGUGCUAAGAUACCUGAUAGAGUUUGAGUUGAAGGAGAGCGACAACCCUCGGCGUUUACUGCGGCGUGGAACCUGUGCCUUCAGCAUCCUGUUCAAGCUGUUCUCUGAGGGUCUUUACUCAGCCAAGCUCUUCCUUACCGCUACCCUCCAUGAACCUAUUAUGCAACUGCUGGUGGAGGAUGAGGACCACUUGGAGACUGACCCAGCCAAGGUGGUGGAGGGCCUCACACCAGCCCAGCGGGAACGCUUCGGGGAGAAAGGCUCCGAAGGUUACAAGCAAAGGGUGCAGGCCGCCGUUGAAGCCAACGAAGCCAAGCUGGUCGCUCUUGUGAACAAGUUCAUCGGUUACUUGAAGCAAAACACCUACUGCUUUCCACACAGCCUGCGCUGGAUCGUGUCCCAAAUGUAUAAGACUUUGUCAUGUGUGGAGCGCCUUGAAGUGGGCGAGGUGCGCACCAUGUGCACGGACCUGCUGUUGACCUGCUUCAUUUGCCCAGCUAUAGUCAACCCGGAGCAAUAUGGCAUCAUCUCAGAUGCACCCAUCAAUGAGGUCGCCCGCUUUAAUCUGAUGCAGGUGGGUCAGCUUUUGCAGAAGCUGGCCAUGGCUGAUGAUGAUGCAGACCCAAGGAGGAAAAGCACCUUGUCGAAGUUUGAUAAGAGUUGUGUUGCUGCUUUUUUGGAUGUGGUGAUUGGAGGACGAGCGGUUGAGACUCCUCCCAUGUCGGCCAUGAAUCUCCUGGAAGGCCUGAGUAGGACCGCCGUCUACAUAACUCAUAACCAACUACUUGCACUGGUGGACUUUGUUCGUGUUGUGAUAGGUGGGGACCACCUUCGUGAAGAGGAGCAAAUGGCUUUAGAGACCAUGCUGGCUAAUGUACCCCAAUCUAGAGCCACCAAGAGCAACAGUCUGGAGCUAACUCCCUCCAACACGCCUCAGCUUUCUCCAGCUACCACUCCUGCCAACAAGAAGAACAGACUACCUAUAGGACAACAUUUAGCUGCUAUAACAUCUUGGGACCCUACAGCCACCAAUCUGUGUGCUCACAUUCCAUUAGUAACCCCUUUUGCGGGGGCUCGAAGCCGCAGCCGUACCAACAUCGCCCAGGAGGGGGAGGCAGAGGCCAGCUCCCAAGAGUCCAUACAAGAGCUGAUGCCAGAGGAGGUGCUGGUAAUUUCUCUGGGCUCUGGCCCUCUGACUGUCCCUGGGAUGAUGUCAGAGAAUGAGGUUUUAAACAUGCAAAUGGCUUAUGGGACCCAAGUUGAUGGUCACGCGGAUGAAGCUAAGCUUCAUGGGAAACCAGACAAAACCCUGCGCUUUUCACUCUGCAGUGACAACUUAGAGGGCAUCUCUGAGGGCCCUUCCAAUCGUUCCAAUUCUGUGUCAUCCCUGGAUCCGGAAGUGGAGUCUAUUUCUGACUCAGGAGCCGGACCGUCAGGGAGCAACGGCGUCGAGGCUCUGCAGCUUUUAGAGCACGAACAAGCGACCACCCAGGACAACCUGGAUGACAAACUGCGCAAGUUUGAGAUCAGAGAUAUGAUGGGCCUGACCGACGACCGUGAUAUCUCAGAGACGGUCAGUGAAACUUGGAGCACUGAUGUGCUGGGCAGUGACUUUGACCCGAAUAUGGACGAGGACCGACUGCAGGAAAUACCAGCUGCAGAGAACAUGCUUGGCAGCCUGCUGUGUCUUCCUGGCUCCGGUUCAGUUCUGCUGGACCCUUAUGGAUCCACCAUCUCUGAGACCACAAGUGAAGCUUGGAGCGUGGAGGUCCUUCCCAGCGACUCAGAAGCUCCAGAUCUGAAGCAGGAAGAGCGCCUGCAGGAGCUGGAGAGCUGCUCUGGUGUUGGUAGUACCUCAGAUGACACUGAGGUCAGAGAAGUGAGCUCUAGACCCAGCACACCAGGCCUCAGUGUGGUUUCAGGAAUUAGUGCAACGUCGGAGGACAUCCCCAACAAGAUUGAGGAUCUGCGGUCAGAAUGCAGCUCCGAUUUUGGAGGAAAGGAUUCUGUGACAAGUCCAGAUGGGGAGGAGUCAAGUCACGGAGGCCAUAAUUUGACAUCUCCACCUUCACAACCAGAUUCCUUACUCGCCAUGUUUGAUCCCCUCUCCACUGGUGAAGGCUCCUCCACAGGGACAAUAGUUAGACCAAAAGUGCACUAUGUGCGGCCUCCUCACCCUCCUCCCGACCCUCCCAUCCCUGAAGCCAGCGCUGUGGCCCCCGAGAUUCGCCAUUCCCUUUUGGGUGAACUGGAGCUCAUCAAGCAGCGCCACUCUUUCCCUGAUCGGCUGGUCCGCAGCCGCAGCUCCGACAUCGUGUGCCCAGGCCGCCGGCCCACCAGCGACCCCGGCCUCAACAGGCGGGUGGCAGUAGAAGAGCGGGAACCCGGCGGGGCUUUUGCCUUAGGGCCAUCCUCGUCGCCCAGCAAGGACUCUCUGAAAGGAGAGGUAGAAGACAGGAAAGAUAGCGACGAUGAGAAGUCUGAUCGCAACAGACCGUGGUGGAAGAAACGCUUCGUCUCCGCCAUUCCCAAAGUGCUGUAUUGGACGGCUGAGAGCGAUGCUCCAGCUCCCAUGGCAGCGUUUAGGAAAAGAGACAAACAGGAGAAGGAUGAUGUUGGGCAGGAGCGAGUCCUACCAGAUGAGCCACUGCACAGACAGAUCACUCAACCGCAGGCAGCUGAAGACAUUCUGGACAAGUACAGGAACAUCAAGAGGACAAGCCCCAGCGACGGAACCACGGCAGGAGCAUCCUAUGACGGCUCAGGAGAUAUUUGUGUUGAAGACGGCGACUGUCACAGAGAAGAUGGUCUGCAGAACAUUCCUGCGGAUGACCUCCUAGACUCGGCUAGCCAGACGGCACAACAACACGAUUCCAAAUUCUCUUUCAGUGAUGCAAAGAAAAAGUUGAGGUUGGCUUUGUGCUCAGCAGACUCGGUGGCUUUGCCCAUCAUGGCUCCGGCAACCACACGCAACGGCCUGCCUGAUCACAUGGAUCCUGAAGACAAUGAGAUCGUCUGCUUUCUGAAGAUCCAGCUCGCAGAAGCCAUCAACCUUCAGGAUAAGAACCAGAUGGCUCAAAUCCAGGAGACCACUCGCUGCGUCGGCCGCUUUGACCCCCGCACCUGCAGGAAGCUGCUGGCUGCUAUUGCAGAAGAUUACAGGAAGCGGGCUCCCUACAUAGCUUACCUCACCAGAUGCCGCCAGGGCCUGCAGACCUCUCAGGCUCAUUUGGAGAGGCUCCUUCAGAGGGUUCUGAGAGACAAAGAGGUGGCUAACCUCUACUUCACCACCGUCUGCGUCCGGCUUCUUCUUGAACAUAUGGAGUCAAAGAUGCUCGACUUCAUUAAAGCGUUCCAGGGGUGCACAGCAGCUGAUGACAAGACGGCGGCAGUGGAGGAUUUUCUGCGCUAUUUGUACGGUGCCAUGGCCCGUGAUGCCAUUUGGCAAUAUGCAAGCGAGGACCAGCUGCAGGAUGCCCAGAUGGCUAUCGAGCGCAGCGUUAUGAACCGCAUCUUCAAACUGGCCUUCUACCCCAAUCAGGAUGGAGAUAUUCUCCGAGACCAGCUUUUCCACGAACACAUCCAGCGGCUCACAAAGGUUGUCACAGCAAAUCACAAAGCUCUUCAAAUCCCAGAGGUUUACCUGAGAGAAGCUCCCUGGCCCUCUGCACAGGCUGAGAUCAGGUCCAUCAAUGCUUACAAGACCCCUCGAGACAAAGUCCAGUGUAUUCUGCGCAUGUGUUCCACCAUCAUGAACCUCCUGAGCCUGGCUAAUGAAGACUCCGUCCCAGGAGCAGACGAUUUUGUUCCCGUGCUCGUUUUUGUGCUCAUAAGGGCAAACCCGCCCUGCCUGCUGUCCACCGUUCAGUACAUCAAUAAUUUCUACGCCAGCCGGCUGAGUGGGGAGGAGUGCUAUUGGUGGAUGCAGUUCACCGCAGCGGUGGAAUUCAUUAAGACCAUCGAUGAUCGCAAGUGAAGCAGAACAGCCACCUGUAUGGGCAGACUGCAGGGGAAGGAGCCGGGAGACUGGGAGACUUCCCAACCAACUGCUCCUUUUGCACAGCUUAGGAAGCCUGGCCCUCUGCCUGCUCUGUAUUUGUAUAGCUUGUACAUAGCCAGAGACGUGGACAGAAAACAAAAUAUAUAUACCUGUAUGUGAACAAGUUCAGGUUUUGCAAAAC